Molecule: messenger RNA, 423 nt
Organism: Anthostomella pinea
Lineage: Eukaryota; Fungi; Ascomycota; Sordariomycetes; Xylariales; Xylariaceae
Source: the annotation of a GenBank genome assembly
AUGCACUCCCUCCUACACGCCGUGCUCGCCUCCGCGGCGCUCGUCGGACCCGUGGCCGUAUGGGCCAAGGCGGAGCAGAUCCGCGCGGUUUCCGACCCCAUCUUCCACCUUUACCUGCAAGCGUAUCCGGAGGACCCCACCAUCCCCGUCAUGGGCCCCGAGGCCUCCAGCGAGUACUACACCAUCGCCGGCACGAUCCAGAGCACCAACAGCAGCGCCUACCUCGACAUCGCUGGCGCCGACACGACGUCCUACAAGACGCUGUCGUUCUCGAAUGGUUCGUCAGCGGCGACGAGCGCCUGGGCCCUUGAGGGCGACACGAUCAUCACGAGCACGAGCAGCGACUACGGGCGCCAGCUCAACUUCUUGGCGUGCCAGAUGACGGACAACGGGGAGCGAUACGCCGAGCGGGAGGACUUGUAG